Musa acuminata subsp. malaccensis (wild Malaysian banana) is the source of this 805-nucleotide messenger RNA. Its product is annotated as glyoxylase I 4. NCBI's taxonomy places the organism in Eukaryota, Viridiplantae, Streptophyta, Magnoliopsida, Zingiberales, Musaceae. The record is from RefSeq and is a predicted model, not a curated record.
GAACGCACGAGAGAACAGCGCAGGAGGAGAGAGUUCAGUUUCACCUCUAUAUAAGAAAUCCAAAUCUCCACAUCGCCUUGUCACUUGUGAACUCUUGAGUCUCGAGAUAGAUAUACGUGGUGAGAGAAGGAGAUCGAUAGAUGGGUGUGGAGGUGGUCCAAGAGGAGGCAAUGUCGUCGAUGCCGCCAUUGAUGUCGCUGAACCAUGUGUCAUUCAUGUGCCGAUCGGUAAGCCAGUCGGUGAAGUUCUACCAGGAGGUGCUCGGCUUUGUCAGCAUCAAGAGGCCUUCUUCCUUCAGCUUCAAAGGCGCUUGGUUGUUCAACUACGGAAUUGGCAUUCAUUUGCUGCAGUGCAACACCUCGGAGGAGAACCUCCCCAAGAGAAAGGGAGUGAUCAACCCCAAGGACAACCACAUCUCCUUCCAGUGCUCCAACAUGAAGCUCUUGAUGCUGAAGCUGAAGAAGAUGGGCGUGGAGUACGUGACCGCCAAGGUGGAGGAGGAAGGCAUUCAGGUUGACCAGCUCUUCUUCCACGACCCAGAUGGAAACAUGAUCGAGAUCUGCAACUGCGACAACCUCCCCGUACUCCCCCUCUCGCCAUGCCGUCUCAGACGAUAAACAACCUUCCCUCCUCCUCCUCCUCCUCCACAACACAACCAGUCCAUCUUCUUCGUCUUCUUCUUCUCUUUUCACUAUCAUUCAUGUUACUUCACUCGCUGUGGAUGGAUGACUCGGCGUUUUUAAUUACUAGUGUAUUUUGUACCUGCAAAGUCUGCAAUAAAGCAUUACAUGUCUUUACUACAGCG